ACUCCCUCUCUACAUCUACACCUGCCCACCUCCCUUAGAAGAAGGAACUAUCCCAUUUAGAUUCUCUUUUAGGCUGCUGUUGCUACCCUGCCACUCUUUUUCUACUGAUUUUCUUUGUCUUUCCUUCUCUUAAUUUUUCACCUAAACCUCUCAUCUUUGCUGAAAAAAAGAAAGAAAUAAUGUAUGCAGAUACUGAAUUGAUGUAUCCAUAUUUCCAGAUUUUCUCUCAAGAAGUUCAGCCAUUAGAAGAGCUUUGUUGUUACUCUCAAGAACCCACUUCAUCAUUGGACAGCAUCAUCACAACCGCUACAAUCUCGGACUAUGACUUGGGAGGUGAAGGAGACCUUUUCAAAGCACCGGAGCCGAUAAUUGAAGAAUCCGUUGGGAGCGUCAAUCCCAUGGAAGACGCUAUUGUGAUGAUAUCAUGUGUGGAUGAUGUCAUAUCAACUUCGGGCCUCAAAGUAGGUGACAUGGAAGCACUGCAAAGUGAGCAGCUCCUGUGUGAUGUUUUCGAUGGAUGUCAGCACGAGUUAUUGGAGAAAACAUCGGUGGAAUCAACUGUUUCUGAUUCCGUAGACAUUAAACUCCCUCUCAUCAUGACAAACGAACUUCAAACCAGAGAAAACAAACCACUUCCUGAUUUGCCGUUUUCAAAAACUGGUAGCUCCGGGUCGUUAAACUCGAUGGAAUGGAUGAGUGGUGCUGCGGCCAGGCCGAGUUUCUUAGAUUUUUCUGAAAUGGAUUUCGGAGCUGCUUAUGGGAUGAGGAGGGCGUAUAGUGAAGGCGACAUAAAGACUCUCGUUAAUGGUAAUAGAAGCCUCAUCCAUUCAACUCUCCAGCGGCCACUAAUUGGCAAUUGUCCGUCUGAAGAACGCCUGCAACAGCUUUCCAGAUACAGAAACAAGAAAUCUAGGAGGAACUUCGGCCGGAAAAUCAAGUAUGCCUGCAGGAAGGCUCUAGCUGAUAGUCAGCCAAGAAUCCGCGGUAGAUUUGCGAAGACUGAAGACACCGAUAGUUGCAAGAAGCAAUGAGUAUAUCAACGACCGAUCCCACAAACAAACAAGGAAAAACAUAGAUAGACUUGGAUGAUAACGACGUAGAAUUAAUAGCGAGUCUAUAUAAGGCAUAGCAUUCGUGGAUUACAUGAUGCACCAUAUAUAAGUGUUCGCCGAAUACUAUAUAGCACCUAAUAAGUUGGAAGAGACUACUAAUCUCUAAAGAAAAAGUACUUGGUAAUUUGUUGUAGUAAUAAGUUAUAAGUUUCUUUCUAGAAGUAGUAUUAAUUAGUAACUGCUUAGCUUAGAAAUGUAUAUAGUUAAUGAAAUAAGGUUUAAGAUGCUACUACUAUGUUUUGGAGCAUGUAUGUAGGUUGUAGUGAAAUGAAUAUGUCUGAUGUUACUGUAAACUGUGUGCACAGGUUCUUUUUGUUGCUGUUUGGUUAGUUCUAUUUUGUUGUAAAUGUUGAAGCCUAAAACAUAUGUUUGUAAUUAUGUGUUCAUAUGCUCACCUCGUUGACAUCUUAAUUUACGGGUUUGUUUGGCAAA
Amaranthus tricolor (Joseph's coat) is the source of this 1544-nucleotide messenger RNA. Its product is annotated as zinc finger protein CONSTANS-LIKE 9-like. Gene Ontology annotation, biological process: regulation of flower development. Gene Ontology annotation, cellular component: nucleus. Lineage: Eukaryota; Viridiplantae; Streptophyta; Magnoliopsida; Caryophyllales; Amaranthaceae. Bases 180 to 1031 code for a protein of 283 amino acids. The record is from RefSeq and is a predicted model, not a curated record. Gene Ontology annotation, molecular function: protein binding. The transcript is spliced from 4 exons.